AAUCAGCGUCUCAGAGGGGCGGGGUAAUCAAAGAUAACGGACCAAAAUCCUCUACCUGUUUAUUAACGGGGCACAUCUGGUGUAGUGCCGUUUAAAUGGUACUGGUCUUGUGAAAAUAUUGUAAUUGUUGUCAGACACAUUAUGUGAAUAUCAAUGUGUGGCACACAAGGAGAAGAAAAUGCUGGUCACCGAGUUGGAAAUAGACUGAACUUCUGUUGAUCUCCUCUGAUGUGUGUCUUCUGGAUUUAAGAUGUCUCUGGCUCAGAGGGUUUUGCUGACCUGGGUCUUCACCCUGGUUUUCCUCAUAAUGUUGGUGCUCAAACUGGAUGAGAAGGUGCAGUGGAACUGGUUCCUGAUCUUCCUCCCAGUUUGGGUCUUUGAUGGAAUCCUCAUCCUCAUGCUCGCUAUUAAGAUGGCAGGUCGCUGCAAACCCGGGUACGACCCACGAAACGGUUCGCCAGACCUGCGUCUGCGCACAUGGUACCUAACGGCCAUGCUGCUCAAGCUGGGCUUCUGCCUGACGCUGUGCGCCAAGCUGGAAAAACUGGCUGACAUUAAGCUGACAUUUGUGUGCAUCCCGCUGUGGACCAUGUUGCUGGGGGCACUGGUGGAACUGGGGCUGAAUAUCUUUCCAGAAAGGAGAGAGGCUUAAGGGCUAUAUUAAAAAUUCAGCUCGUACAAAAAAGAAAAAGAAAAAUGGGAACAUGUUUUGGGAGUAAAGUUUUGUCUGUGACUUUGGACUUUAGUUAUUUUGUUGCCAGAGAAGACUGAAUCUAAAGAGAAUCUUUAUCAGUUUAAAGCUGGGACUCAGCUAAUUUUGUUGAGAGAAAGCUGCUAGUGAGUUCACUCAUUCAGUUAAAAUAAUCGCAAUACCUCAGAAGUAUGAGAGUAACUACCUGUGAGACUACUGUGAAGUCAGCACUGGAAGAAAACAUACUGUAUGUAUUGCUUUUAGUGUUUAAUGUAUAUAAGCAACCAUAGCUGCUUGUGUAUAUAUAUAUAUAUAUACAAACACACAUGCACACUUGGCUCCAAUGCCGAGUGUAAAAGUUUGUAUAGUUGUAGUCAUGCACCCUUUUCCCUUAAUUCCUGAGCUGAUUAGUUAUUUGUUAAUUACCAUUUCACCAGUUUUAAAUGAACUUUAAAUAACUUUAAGUUUAGCUACAAGUACACAAAGAAAUGAAUACUCAGAUGACUUGAGAAGCAUCUGAUCCACUCUUUUCCAUAAGCUAUGCCCUCUGCCUUGUACAAGGUCCCUUUUAUACUGUGUAAAUCAGCUUUCAUUUGGUCUUUGCAUACAGAAAACGGGUCAGUGAGACAAAACCAUUGUCAGGUAUUAACAUUAAGAU
This is a messenger RNA of Melanotaenia boesemani (Boeseman's rainbowfish), 1349 nucleotides long. Its product is annotated as transmembrane protein 60-like. NCBI's taxonomy places the organism in Eukaryota, Metazoa, Chordata, Actinopteri, Atheriniformes, Melanotaeniidae. The record is from RefSeq and is a predicted model, not a curated record. The transcript has 3 exons. Bases 251 to 652 code for a protein of 133 amino acids.